Sebastes umbrosus (honeycomb rockfish) is the source of this 1832-nucleotide messenger RNA. It is a transcript of the gene phax, whose product is annotated as phosphorylated adaptor for RNA export. Lineage: Eukaryota; Metazoa; Chordata; Actinopteri; Perciformes; Sebastidae. Gene Ontology annotation, cellular component: nucleus. The coding region runs from base 163 to 1386 and encodes 407 amino acids. The record is from RefSeq and is a predicted model, not a curated record. The transcript has 2 exons. Gene Ontology annotation, biological process: snRNA export from nucleus.
UUUCGCGGAAUUUUCCUUCAGAGCUUCUCAAGAUAAUCAACCUCUUUAUAGCUUCAGUUCACAGUGAGUUCAACAGACAAACAAGUCAAUAAUAACACUAUUUCAUGCAGAACAGAGUCAGCUAACAUUACCUCCUAACAGGAUCACAUAUCUGAAGACAAUAUGGAAGGUGAUCUGGAGGAUGGAGAGCUCUCUGGGUCCGGCUCGGACGCCGAGAUGGGAACUGCUGCAGCACAACCUCGACCCCAGGUUCCUGAAGCCUUCAGCGCUCGGUCCUUCCACGACAGGGCCGCUGCGCAGCGCUCUGCAGCCGCCUACCGCAGCACCGGGAGGACAGUGGAGUCCAGCGACAGCGACCCGGACACGUCGGACGAGGAGGCGGCUGUUUGGCGAAAGAAACGCCAGAAAGUCUCCAACGCUCCCCAGCAGCCUCCUGCAUGCACCCCGCAGCCGACGCGCAUGUGCGUCCCCGUCUCCAUUCCCGUCUCUGGCGCACAGGGAGGCCGCAAGGUGAACAACAUCUGGGGCUCUGUGGUGCAGGAUCAGUGCCAGGAUGCCAUCACUGCAGAGCUGGGCAUAUUCGGCAUGGAAGGGGAAGUCAGCAUGUCCAGCAGAAACGUGGAGACUUACAACUUUGUCCUGGCGCGUAAGAUCAUGGAGAAGGAGAGGCAGAUGGAGAAAGAGGCAACUGAGGAUGGAGAGGUGAGCAUGCUGGACGCCCAGCUGGAGGAGUACAUGAAGGACCGGGGCUCGGAGGAGAGGCCGGGAGGUGAUGCCAAGAGGAAGAGGUCAGCUAAGGAGAGACUGGGCCCCAGGGCGGAGAUGGACAUCAAGGGCCGGUAUGAGAUCACAGAGGAUGACCCUGAUGAUAAGGUGACAGAUGAGAUAGCACACAGGCUGCAAGAGCCUAAAAAGGACCUGAUAGAGCGCGUCGUGAGCGCCGUCGGAAAGAAAAAAGCCAUAGAGCUGCUGGGAGAGACCGCCACGCUGGAGGAAAGCGGCGGCGUGUACACAAUGGAUGGCAGCAGGCGACGGACGCCCGGCGGGGUGUACCUCAACCUGCUGAAGAACACGCCCAGCAUCAGCAAGUCCCAGAUCAGGAAGAUCUUCAUCGAGGAGCACCAGAAAGAGUGCAAGAGCAAGAAGGCUGCACAGAAGAGGAGGCGGCACAUGGUGGCCAAGAAGAUGAAACAGGCCAUCGGCACGCUGAACCUGCAGGAGCACGACGACGUCUCCAGGGAGACUUUCGCCAGCGAUACCAAUGAGGCCUUGGAGUCGUUGGAGGAGGCUGCGGAAGAGGAAGAGGAGGGUCAGGAGGAAGCUGCUGUGGGCACUGAGGAGACGGCAGCGGUGGUCUACAACUCUGCAGACCUGGAGGUCUUCUGAGAGACGCCUGCUGUGUGAACUCUGAAGGACAUUUAGGAUCAAAAUUACAACACAACAAUGAAAACACUGUAUAAGUAUGUUCUCUACUGAGUACAGAAUCUCACCUGAGUGUCCUUUUUGUUUUUUUACCUUAGCAAUAAAAGGAGAGCUUAUGUUAACAGAAAUAUUAGUUUUGUUUGGUACAGCAUGGAUUUGUUUCAUUUCAGCUCAUGUUAACACUGUCCGCAAGUUAGUGUGAUUUAUGAUACAAAAUGUUUGUUUGCCUUUAAAUCAAAUUCUUAAUUAUCAAAAAAAGUUGUUAUGUUGAGAGCACUCUUGUUGAUUUUCAAUUAUGUUAACUUUCUUUGUUAUAAUUUCCAUCAGGAUAUAAUUAGGUCUUGGUUUUAUUAAAUCCAUUUGUGUGGAAUAUAAAUAAAGAUGACUCGGGUGAAAUUGCUUAAAACGGU